AUGGUUCACAAGGUCCUCGCCCCGAUCAAGCCGACCGGCGGUGCCAUCGGCAUCGCCACCAUCGUCGCUUUCGCCGGCGCCGCCGCGUGCACCCAGUUCUUGACCCUGAACAUGCCCUUCGGAGGCUCUCUUCCCCACACCGUGACCAACCCGGAAUGGGCCAAGGCAACCGCGGAGCUGAGGAAAUCCUCUUGGGAGCGGGAGGGUGCCCCCGACAGGCCCGUCGGACUCGACCCGAUGAAGAGCCCCAAGUAAGCCUUGUGUGCGUCAUCGGUAGACUAGCUUUUUCACACUGUAAUCUACUACUAAUUCCAUGGAA
This is a messenger RNA of Micromonas commoda, 319 nucleotides long. RefSeq lists its product with no specific name. The transcript has 2 exons. The coding region runs from base 1 to 255 and encodes 84 amino acids. NCBI's taxonomy places the organism in Eukaryota, Viridiplantae, Chlorophyta, Mamiellophyceae, Mamiellales, Mamiellaceae. The record is from RefSeq and is a predicted model, not a curated record.